Molecule: messenger RNA, 1146 nt
Organism: Carica papaya (papaya)
Lineage: Eukaryota; Viridiplantae; Streptophyta; Magnoliopsida; Brassicales; Caricaceae
Product: aspartic proteinase nepenthesin-1-like
Cellular component (GO): extracellular region
Source: RefSeq, a predicted model, not a curated record
AUGAACGCUCAAACCAACGCCGGCGGCGCCGACUUCCAACCCGACUUCAUAGCGCCGUGGGUUUUGACCGACAUGUUUGUCUACUACCUUGAGUUAAACAUUGGCACUCCGGGCCGCCGGCUCUUACUGGUCCUCGACACAGGCUCCGGCAUUACUUGGAUUCAGUGCAAGCCAUGCAUCGAAUGCUUUCCUCAAAAAGACGGCGUUUUCGAUCCCAACUUAUCAUCUUCUUACCGAAAAAUCAACUGCAAUCACCCUCUCUGCAGCUCAUGCGUUGAUGGCGAAUGCCACUACACCAGCCAUUAUCUCAGCGGGCAAUUGACGGGAGGCGUUUACUCCACUGAAACUUUUAAUUUCCAAGACAUUAAAGGUAGCGACAUUAAAUACCAUAACGUACUUAUGGGUUGCUCCCAUAAGAACAGGAAGUUCUCGUUCGGAGAAAACAACGUCGCCGGAAUUGUCGGCAUGGAUAUGACGCCGUACUCUUUGGUACGUCAACUCGGAAUCUUCGUCCAGAACCGCUUCUCUUAUUGCUUCCCCACCGUCUCGCCGGAAGGGAGAUAUCUCCCUACCCUUCUGAAAUUCGGCCUGGACGUCGGCUACCGAGGAGGUGAUGUAAAAACAACUCCGAUUAUAACCCACAAAAACACGGGUCGUUACGGUUUGAACUUGUUGGAUAUCUCGAUCGCCGACAAGCGGAUGAACUUCCCGCCGGGAACUUUCAGUCUUACCAGAAGCGGAACCGGUGGUUUCGUCAUCGACAGCGGCUCUACUAUGACCUACAUUGACAGUAAAGUUUACUGGAAGAUCCACGCAGAGUUCGUUGCUUACUUUGAAGUUCUGGGUCUUGAACGGUUCCGGAGAAAGGAUUGUAUAGAAAAGCUUACUCUGUGUUACGACAUGCCCGACAUUGAUUUCAACAAGUUUCCAUUGAUGACUUAUCAUUUUGAAGGAGGUGAUUUAGUAGUGGCGGCUGAGAAUUCGUUCUUCAUUGACUGGGAAGAGAAGAUGUUCGCUUUAACAAUACUCCCUAUCAAACAGUUCAAUAUUCUUGGUGCUUGGCAACAGCGUAAUACCCGAUUCGUUUACGAUUUGAAUUCUAAGCUUCUCUGGUUCGUCCCUGAAAGGUGUGGAAUCAGAGAAUGA